GUGUGCAAUAUCCACUAUCAUGCAUGAUGUAAAAAAACAAUGCGUGUGCUGCUUACACGGGUUUCACGGUUUUCGCGGAAAUUGCAAAGCUCCUGUUGCGUUUACACGUCUCCGUAUCGGUUCGAUAUGGCUAAACCCGAAGAAAAACCGAACAAAUUCCAGUUGAAAACGCCAAAGGGCACUCGAGACUACGGUCCCGAACAAACAGCGGUUCGCAACGACGUGCUGAAUCGGAUUACAAAGGUGUUCAAACGUCACGGCGCAGUCAACAUAGACACUCCGAUUUUCGAGCUCAAAGACGUGCUCACUGGUAAGUACGGCGAGGACUCGAAGCUCAUUUACGAUCUUGCCGACCAAGGUGGCGAGUCCUUGUCUUUGCGAUACGACUUGACCGUGCCUUUUGCUCGGUACCUGGCGAUGAACAAAAUCACCAACAUCAAACGGUACCAAAUCGCCAAAGUGUAUCGAAGAGACAACCCGGCAAUGACGAGGGGAAGGUACAGGGAAUUCUAUCAGUGCGACUACGAUAUAGCCGGUCAGUACGAUGAAAUGAUACCGGAAGCCGAAUGCGUGUUUGUAGCCACAGAAAUAUUGUCGUCGCUAGACGCCGGCAAAUUUAUAGUGAAAGUCAACCACAGGCUUUUGCUCGAUGGACUUUUCGAAGCGUGUGGCGUCCCGAUAGACAAGUUUAGAGCAAUGUGUUCAGCGGUCGAUAAAUUAGAUAAGAUGUCAUGGGCAGAAGUCAAGAAGGAGAUGGUUGAAGAAAAAGGAUUGGCCGAAGAUAUUGCUGACCGAAUCGGAGUCUAUGUGAGGAUGAACGGAUCAUCCGAAUUAGUGGAAGCCCUUUUUAAAGACGAUUUGCUCACUACAUCUAAAAUGGCUACCCAAGGCUUAGAGUCGUUAAGAUUGUUUUUUCAAUAUAUUAAAAAUUUCGGUAUAGAAGACCUUGUAUCAUUUGAUUUGAGUCUGGCUAGAGGAUUGGACUAUUAUACAGGUAUUAUAUACGAAGUUUCAUUAUUGGAAAAAGGCGAAUCCAUCGGCAGUGUAGCUGGUGGUGGCCGCUACGACAACCUAGUUGGUAUGUUUCAUCCUAAAAAUAAAACUAUUCCAUGUGUAGGCAUAUCUAUUGGUGUAGAAAGGUUGUUCACCGUGCUCGAAGCUAAAUUCGCCAAAGAAAAACUGAAAGUCCGCACUACAGAAGUUCAAGUAUACGUUGCUGCAGCUCAAAAAAAUUUAGUCGAACAUAGAAUGACUAUUUGUAGAGAUUUGUGGAAUGCCGGAAUCGAAGCCGAACAUUCAUAUAAAAAAAAUCCUAAGCUUCUUGCUCAAUUACAACAUUGUGAAGAGAACGAGAUACCCUGGGCCAUCGUUAUUGGCGAUAGUGAAAUCGAAAAAGGCAUAGUAAAAAUAAGAAAUGUUGCUACGCGACAGGAAGAAGAAAUAAAAAAAGAACAACUCGUAGAAGAAAUGUUCAAAAAGUUGAGCAUAAAAAUAUGACCUAAAUUAAAACUUCAUCUUUAUUUAUUUGUGUUCCUUCCCAACAUUUUUUUUUUUUCUAAGGCAUAAGGUGUUAUUUACUUAUAGUCAAUAAAUUGGCAUUCGUGCAAUGA
Adelges cooleyi (spruce gall adelgid) is the source of this 1610-nucleotide messenger RNA. It is a transcript of the gene HisRS, whose product is annotated as histidine--tRNA ligase, cytoplasmic. The transcript has a single exon. Gene Ontology annotation, cellular component: mitochondrion; cytoplasm. Lineage: Eukaryota; Metazoa; Arthropoda; Insecta; Hemiptera; Adelgidae. Gene Ontology annotation, biological process: mitochondrial translation; histidyl-tRNA aminoacylation. The record is from RefSeq and is a predicted model, not a curated record. Gene Ontology annotation, molecular function: ATP binding; histidine-tRNA ligase activity. Bases 40 to 1497 code for a protein of 485 amino acids.